Molecule: messenger RNA, 3198 nt
Organism: Coprinopsis cinerea okayama7#130
Lineage: Eukaryota; Fungi; Basidiomycota; Agaricomycetes; Agaricales; Psathyrellaceae
Exons: 9
Coding region: 1-3198 (1065 amino acids)
Source: RefSeq, a predicted model, not a curated record
AUGUCCCUCGAAGGAAUCCCGGUCGUUCCCCAGGUCUUGGCCUCCGUCUUACAGGCCCCUACCCCCGAUGCAGCCCCUGAUGCGCCCGAGGAGAACCCAGAGCCACAGCCCUCAGCAACCCAGCCGAACGCGUCCAAGAACCCACGGGGUAGGCCCCGCAAGAAUGGACCCAAGAGCCAGACGGCCGCAGUCGCUACCGCGAAGAAGAAGAGGGGAAGACCGCGCAAGAACGCACCUGAGACCGGCACAAACACUUCGGCGGAAGGAGGGGAAACGGAAGGAGGGGGAGCGGCGUCCACCGUUCCGCGCAAACGCAGGGUGAGGGUGAACCUCAUGGAAGACAUGGAAGACGCUCAGGAAAGGAUGCUCCGAGAAUCCAGAGUUGAAUGUGAUUGGAUUCUACAACAACGCUGUCCCGCGUGUUUCGGCUCACAGGUGUUUGGCAAAGACGCCAACGGAGGAGCCAGCAACAUUCAAGUGUGUGUGGACGGGAACUUCAGCCACCGGCACAUACGAAGGGACGCCGACCACCAGCGCCAGCACUUUCCUCCGGAGUAUUAUCUGCCCAAAGCCUACGUCGACAAGGUCGGAAGCCACAUCGACCUCGUUCGCGACAACCAGCCCAAGGCGCGCGACCCCAAGGUUCCCGACGAAGCUGUAGAUGAAUGCGAAGAUGGCCACAUCGCCGGAAAAGGCACGAACGUCAAGACGAGCACCCAGAUGUACGAUGACACGGGCACAAUGGCACUUGUCUGCCGGCAUGAUGUCCCACUUUUCCUAGCCAACAUCGACACCCCCGGCGAACAGCAGAAAUACGCGGUAGCGCUCAUCAAGAAACUAUAUUCAUUACUGCCGAAGGAUGCUACAGUAGACGUCUUCUAUGAUGUGGCGUGUGUGCUGGACAGGAGCUUGGAAACUUAUGACAUCCUCCCUGAUGCACUGACAAGCCGCCUAUGCCUAAUCACCAGCGCCAUGCACUCGUAUGCCCACCAGUGGUCGUGCCAACUUUAUUACAAUCCCCGUCUUCGCAAAUUUACCGGGCUAACGGACGGCGAGGGAGUAGAAAGGUUCUGGGCAAAACAUCGGAGGGUGAUACCACUUAUGCGAGUUUCGGGGCGGGAGAAACGACUCCAACUUAUCGAUCGACUUACCGCCGCUAUCGGGGCAGAGGCACGAGAUGGUCUUGGUUCGUGGAUCAAAGCGCGAGCCAAGCUCGUCCAGAAAUACCGCGUGGAAGCCACUGCCGAACUUCGAGCCUGUGGGACUCCUGUCGAAGAACUACGGGAGCUGUGGAAAGACCAACAGAAGGCGGGACAGUCGAUACGAACGCUGCGUCCGUCGAAACUCAAGAAAGACUUAGACUUGAUCUUGGUCUUACAAGGUGAUCUUGACCGUCUCGAAGCACGAAUCGAAGAGGUCGCCACCGGACUCAACGAGGACUUUCCCGAGGACCACAAGCAAGGAGUCCUGGCCGCCCUGAAUGCCGCCUACGCGGCGCUCAAGAGUCGAAUUGAGGCCACCUACCUGGCAAUCAACGUAGGCGAUGAACAUCCGGAGCUGCAAGGGCUCGACUACGAGUUCGUCAAGGCGUUGCUUCUCCUUCGAGAUCUCAAAAUCAGCAUACGCCGACGAGCCAUCGCUCAAUUCUUCGAGCGCGAAAAGCUUCAGAUGCCCUCCAAAGGGCGAGCUAAUCCUCUUGGCAGGGUCUUAGGAACCAAUCUCCAUCAGUUAACGCGCAAGGCGAUUGCGAAACGACAGCCAGCACUGCAAUCAGCGAUUCGUAGAUUCAACACACAGCUCGUGAAUUUGAAGAAGUUACACAAGAAGGAAUACAACAUACCCCUGCCCAACCCACUCCCGACUGAUCUCGACGAACUACGCGACCAUUCGGACAUCAUGGAGGAUGUUUGGACCACCCACAGUCCUCAUCCGGUUCCCAAGUGGUUCGAGAGCGCUGAAGUGCGAAAGGGUAUCCGUGCCAUGUUGAAGCUCGAUCGAUGCCAAGAAGAAAUGGAACGACUAGGUAUUGAGGCUGACAACAUGUGUCGCUGGUACGGGCGUCAGCUGGCCAACAUCGAGUUUGCAUUGGCGCAACCCCGCUGCCAACGUUUCGCGCACGAACUAACGAUCUACCGCGACCACCUUUACUCUCUCAAGUCGAGCUGGGCCAAUAUUUUUGCCAGCACUGUCCGUUUUGAUGCCCAGAUUACCGCAUCAAAACAAGUCGUACCCGGUGGUCCAAGCAUCCCCCUUCGAUGGAUAGGACCCUCAGUAUCGACAAUGGAUAUCCUCCCUCGCCACGAACCAUUGCCAGCUAACGACCACGAUCCCAAUCUUGAAACGCUCGCCGUUCUCGAUGAAGACGAAAUAUUUGCCGCGCCGGAGGCUCCCAAAAGAAAUGCUACAUGCAAGUAUUCAUUUGUCUGGGCCAGCCCACCGGGUUUGCGUUCCGACGAUGCGAUUUUCGACCUCAUCAGCACCCAGCCACCCUUAAGCCCUGACACGGACCACCGGUUUCGACACCUGGAGGCUCGAUCCGGCAUCCGUGAAGGGGCCAUUCAGGUCUGCCCUUCAAGUCUUGAUAUCAUGGCGUCGCCCGGCGCGAUGCUGGACGAAGUGUGUAUCAACAGCGGCGCCGCGCUUCUCCAACACCUAUUUUCGGAUCCCCAAUACCCGACUGCAGCCUAUAGCGACCAUUGUGCCCUUUUCUCAUCAUUCGACCUACUUGCAGUAAGGAGCCAGUGCUCGCUCUUGUACACGUGGGACCAGACGAAGCACACCGAAUUCUGGCGCAAACCGCUUUGGAUUCUCCCAAUUAACCGCCGACAUCCCGACCAUUGGGUUGUUUGCGCGAUUUACCCAGCCCACCGCCGCAUCCUCCUCUUCGAUAGCCUGGCCACCAAGCAACCGUGGGAUAUCCUAGCGUUUCUCGAUCAGCUUGUGCUCGCCGCCGGAGUUCAUCAGCUAGAAAUCGGGGUUUCUGUCGGACAACACUGGGAAAUCAACCCUACCACCAUCCGCAGAAUCCAGGAGGACGGCACGAGUGGGGGUGUCUGGGUGCUGGCGCAAGUGGCUGCGAUUUUGAGGGGCUUCCACACUACUCCACUCGCACAGGUCCACCUACCGGCAUUCCAGUCUUUCUUGUAUCGCCACAUGCUGUUGAUGCCUACCAAAGAUAGUUCUAGCAAUUUACGAUAG